This is a messenger RNA of Eremothecium sinecaudum, 1500 nucleotides long. It is a transcript of the gene CAC2, whose product is annotated as Cac2p. NCBI's taxonomy places the organism in Eukaryota, Fungi, Ascomycota, Saccharomycetes, Saccharomycetales, Saccharomycetaceae. Gene Ontology annotation, cellular component: CAF-1 complex; nucleus. The record is from RefSeq and is a predicted model, not a curated record. Gene Ontology annotation, molecular function: protein binding. Gene Ontology annotation, biological process: DNA replication-dependent chromatin assembly; nucleosome assembly. The transcript has a single exon. The coding region runs from base 1 to 1500 and encodes 499 amino acids.
AUGUUGGAAACGAAGACUUUACAAAUAUACUGGCAUGAAUCACAGCCGAUAUAUUCGCUCACAUUUCAGCCUUCGAAAGGACCACAUGGCUCAAGCAUCCCAAGGUUAGUUACUGCAGGUGGGGACAAUAAGGUUCGUGUGUGGCAAUUAAAUACUCAAAAGGACACUUGUAAUAAGAUUGAAUCAAUUGACUUUAUGUGCUCUUUAGUUCAACAUGAGCAAGCUGUUAACGUUGCUCGUUUCAAUCCUAACGGAGAUAUUUUAGCAACUGCAGGCGAUGAUGGGCUAUUAUUGACUUGGGAGAAAAAUGAAUCAAUUAUUAAAGAAUUUGGUGUUGAAGAUGAAGAAUUUGAAGACUUUAAAGAAUCAUGGCGUAUCAAGAGUAAAUUGCGGGCUGGAUCUGCGACGGGUCCAUCAGAGAUUUAUGAUUUAGCAUGGUCGCCCUGUGGGAAAUAUAUUGUGACAGGUUCAAUGGAUAAUAAUGUUCGUAUUUAUAAUGUUGAGGAAAAAGUUUGUUGCGCCCAAGUUUCUGACCAUAACCAUUAUGUACAGGGAGUUGUUUGGGAUCCUCAAAAUGAGUAUAUUAUAUCACAGUCUGCUGAUCGGUCAGUGCAUAUAUAUAAGAUAAUCAGAGAUGCAAACGAUAACCUCAUUAAUGGACUGAAAUUGCACCAUAAGAUUACUAAAGGAGAGCUACCAAAGCGUGCUGAAGGUGAAAAUUGCAGAAUGCUCCAAUUUGCCGAUGUAAGAUCGUCGUAUUUGUUCCAUAACGAGACCCUUCCGUCCUUUUUUAGGAGGCCUGCGAUAUCUCCCUGUGGGAACGUUUUAUGCGUACCAGCAGGGAUAUUCAAAACUAGUGGCGAGGAACCUAGUGUAGGCAACAAUGAGUUCGCUAAUGCCGUAUAUAUAUAUACGCGAUCAUCAUUGAAGCAUAAGCAAAGCACGCCCGUAAUGGCUCUUCCAUUCCUUCGCAAACCGGCCCUUGUGGUGAAGUUCUGCCCUACCGCCUAUGAAUUACAAGAAAACUCUACUGCAUGGCUAAAGUUACCAUAUAAGCUAGUUUUUGCGGUUGCAACAAGUACUGAAGUUUUCAUAUAUGACACUGAAAACGAAAGGCCGAUAGCUAUUAUUGGCAAUCUUCAUUACAAUCCUUUAACAGAUUUAACAUGGUCCAAAACUGGAGAUAUGCUGAUGGUUUCAUCAACAGACGGCUUCUGUUCUUGCUCAUCACUAAAUACAGAUCUCUUUGGGGUAACUUAUAAGGAAGAACUAAAUACUAGAUAUGUCGGCAUAGAGCAUAUGAAUAAGAGAUCAGCCUCUUCAAGUUGUAAGUCUAAAACUCCAAUAAGAGGAACACCGCCUAAAAAACAGCAGACGCUGGCUGAAGUAACGCAGAAUUUAGUAACUAUAGGCGGCUCAUUGAUUAAUACGGAACAGAAAGUAAAACAAAAAAGAAGAAUACAACCCACGCUGGUUGCUGAUAAAAAAGAUAGUGCGUGA